AGAUGGACAGAGUGUCCAGAUGGACUCCAUUAAGUCAGGAUUCGUGGGCUCCCAGGUGGAGCUGCGUUGUAUCUUCGUUAAUUCCAACCCUCCAGUCAAGAUCUCUCAGGUGACGUGGCAGAAGUUCCUGAACGGCACCAAACAGAACGUGGCCAUCGCCAACCCGUCGCUGGGGGUGUCCGUGCUCCCGCCCUUCAAGGAGAGGGUGACCUUCAAGCAGGCAGCGGUCCGCCACCGCACCCCGUCUCUGGAGGACACCACCAUCAUGUUCUCCAACCUGAGGCUGUCUGAUGAGGCCGCAUACAUCUGCGAGUACACCACCUUCCCUGCUGGGAACCGAGAGAACAUGGUCAACCUCACCGUGUUUGCGCGACCUCUGACCCGAAUGACCUUGACCACGCCUACCAUCGUGGCCCGCCCCCAGAAGCGUAAGAUGACUGUGGCGACAUGCCUCUCGGCCAAUGGGAAGCCUCAGAGCGUGAUCAAGUGGGAAACGAGGCUGAAGGGUGAGGCCACGUUCCAGGAGACGCAGAACAGCAACGGCACGGUGACCGUCCGCAGUAACUAUGUGGUCGUGCCGAGCAGAGAGACACACAAACAGAAACUCACCUGCAUCGUAACCUACCGUAACGAGAGGAUUACCGACAGUGUCGUGCUCAACGUGCAGUAUGAACCGGAGGUGAAGAUCGAGGGUUUUGAUGGUAACUGGUACCUGAACCGUCAGGACGUCAGCCUCACCUGCAACACUGACGCUAACCCCCCUGUCACCGUCUACCAGUGGAAACUGUUGAAUGGAUCUCUUCCCAGCACCGUGGAGAUUCGUAACAACUCUCUAAUCUUCAAGGGGGCGGUGACCUACGAGCUAGCUGGAACAUACGUGUGUGAUGCCACCAAUGGGAUCGGGACUCGUACAGGUCUGGUGGAGGUUAACGUCACUGAAUUCCCUAACAACCCGCCACCUGGGGGCCGUGAGAUCCCGCAGGAGCAGCACAAUGCGGGUGCCGUCAUCGGGGGCGCCGUGGGCGGGGUCGUCCUGUUAGCGGCGGCCGCCACCCUGCUCUUUGUGUUCCUGCGCCGCCGCCAGCGCACCUUCAAGGGCGACUACAGCACCAAGAAACAGGUGUUUGGGAACGGCUACAGCAAGGCCGGGGGCCUGCCAGCCCACCCUCCCAUCCCCAACAACCUGCAGUACCCAGACGACUCAGAUGACGAGAAGAAGCCUACCCAGAUCGCUGUGACCGGAGGGUUCGAGGCGAGCGAGCGUGAUUUUGACGGAGACGCGGAGGACUUGAAGAGGCCCUAUUUCACAGUGGACGAAGGAGAGAGUCAAGAUUAUGAUGAACGGACUCUCGCUUUCCAGUACAACCCCGGGCCGGAGAUAGCCGAUGAUAUGGUGUCCCAAACCGAUGGCUCUGUCAUUUCAAAGAAAGAGUGGUAUGUGUAGGGGCAACAAGCAACCAAACCAAACCAACCAAGCUCCCGUCUCACCCUCCUACCAUCGCACUAGCACCACCACUACCAUCACUACUACCACCACA
This is a messenger RNA of Oncorhynchus nerka (sockeye salmon), 1538 nucleotides long. RefSeq names its product nectin cell adhesion molecule 1b (gene nectin1b). Lineage: Eukaryota; Metazoa; Chordata; Actinopteri; Salmoniformes; Salmonidae. Gene Ontology annotation, cellular component: adherens junction. The record is from RefSeq and is a predicted model, not a curated record. Bases 20 to 1444 code for a protein of 474 amino acids. The transcript is spliced from 5 exons. Gene Ontology annotation, biological process: heterophilic cell-cell adhesion; protein localization to cell junction; homophilic cell-cell adhesion.